AUGACUCAACAACGCAAUGCACACGCGUCAGGUAGUCGCGCCCGUCGCGGGGCUGUUGACGAUGACCAGCGCCCUCAAGCCGGACCUUCAACCCGUGCUUCCUCCUCUGCCGCCGCCGCCGCCCGCCGCGUAGUCAACACCAACGGCGGUGCAGACACUGGCAGCGAUGACGACAUCCAGUUCCUCGACGAGGCUCCAACAUACAUGCGCAAUAGGACCACCUACAAGGCGCCCAUCGUGGUCGAUUCUGACAGUGACGACGACAACACCGAUAAUCCUUUCCUCGUCGGCAAGCGUAAGCGCGCACAGGAAGACGACGGCGACGAGUAUGACGAAUACGACGACGACAGCAUCAUCCUCAUUGGUAGUGACAUUGUGGACCUGCCCCCAUCACCCAGGACUCGCCUCCGCCUUGCCAACAAGAAUGCACACGCCGGUCCAUCCGUGCGACGUGUGAUCUUUGCGGACGACGGCGACGACGAGGUCAAGCCGGCCGAUGCCGGCGUUCCGUCCACUCCGCCCCUGCCAGAGGCCCACUAUCUUGUGCCUCUCGUCCUUGCCAUCAUCCCCGACAUUUGUCCCGACUGGGUUCGGGCAAACAUCGAAGCUGCCAUGGCGGAGAUCAAGGACAACAGCAACGUUCCCGGACAAGACGCCGUCGACCGUGUUCUUAACGCGGCCUUUGAGAUGGACGAUUAUCCCAAGGCAGGCGUCCAGGAUACACCUGCCGAACCCAAGGAGGCAGGCGACUACACGGACCCCAACUACCGCAGUGGUGACCGUCGGGGUGUUGGUUACACGUCAAACUCGUGGGCCAUGCUCAAGGCCAUCUUCCCCGUCAUCCCUGUUGCCCACAUUCGUGAGGUGUUUUACGGCGACGGCGGCGAGCGCCUGGUGCCCACGUACCACAUUCUUCACCGCCACCACACGUCCGCGGACAAGCCUUACCGCGAGCUGAGGAAGGGCCGCUCGGCCAAGGGCAAGUCGCCUGCCGAGGCAGAGGACGACAUGCUAGAGGAGGCCGCGGCCUACGCCCACGACAAUGCCGGUGCCAUGGAAGCCAGGCGCGAGAGGUUAUUCCUGAAGACCAUCAUGGAGAAGGCUGCCGAGAAGGAGCAGGCGGAGAUGACCGCUGUCCAGGCCAAGGCUCAAGAGGAAACGGACCGUGCCAGGCGCCGCGAGAACGCCAUUGCAGAUGGCAGUGCCAUGGAGUGUGGAUGCUGCUUCGAUAACGAGGCUCCUGCCGACAUGGCUGCGUGCCCCGAGGGCCACCUCUUCUGUCAUGACUGCUUGGCGACCCAUGCCGAGACCAAACUCGGCGACCAACAGACAAUCAUUGCCUGUAUGAGCAUGGAUGGCUGCCUCGAGGUCUUCACGGACACGACUCUGGGCAGCGUCCUGUCUGACAAGACCAUGUCUCUGUACCACCGUUUGCGCCAGCUCAAGGACCUCGAGAUGGCCGAGAUCGAUGGCCUAGAGAGCUGCCCGUUCUGCCCGUUCGCCAUCGUCAUCGAGAACCCCGACGAAAAGCUGUUCCACUGUCUCAACGAUGCCUGUAAAAAGGUUACUUGCCGCAACUGCAAGCGACCUUCCCAUAUCCCCAAGCGCUGUGAUGAGAUGGACGCCGACGACAAGCUUGACAGGCGCCAUGCCAUCGAAGAGGCCAUGUCCAAUGCGCUCAUGCGCAAGUGCCCCAACUGUUCCAAGCCUUACAUCAAGGAGACUGGUUGCAACAAGAUGACUUGCCAGUAUUGCCGCACAAUCAGCUGCUACAUCUGCCAGAAAGCCAUCCCCGAAGGAUACGCCCACUUUGAUCAAUUGCCCGGUGCCCGCGCUCCACGCCAAGCUGAUAAGUGCCGUCUCUGGGAUCACAACGAGCAGGACAUGGAUGCUGAGCGGAUCCGCCAAGCGCGUGACGACGCCGCUCGUCGCGUCAUGGACGACGCUGCCAACGACGGUGUCCAGCUCAACGAAGAGGACAUUCGUGUCGACGCUCCUGGCCCCGUGGCUCGUCAAGCUCCGGCGGCUCACAUGGCGCACGCGGGUAUGCCUGGAGUUUUACAACGCCUUGCUGAAGCUGGCGAACGGCUAGUGCAAGGCGGCUACGGCCUAUUGCCCGACCUCCAGCCUUGGAUUCAGCAGCAGGCCCAGGUCUUGGCUGACGGGGGAGCGCUUGCGUUCCCGCCACCCCUUUUCCCACCACCACUUGUGGCUGUUCAGCCAGCACCUUUCGUUGCGCCUUUCCUUGCAGCUCCACCGGCACUCUUCGCUCCGCCAGCACCUGCGUUUCCCGGAGCAGCUGUUCCGGAGGUUCGUCAAGGGGUGGGUCGUGUUCGCGCCCGAGCUCCUGUGCCCGCCGAUCUCGGCCCCGCCCAAGUCGCCCGCAUCCAAGCCGCCCAACGAAUCGCCGGCAUCCGCGCCGCUCACAACCAAGCGGCCCAUGACCGAGCUGCCCAGGCCGCCCACAACCAAGCGGCCCGUGAACAAGCUGCGCAAGCUGCCCGUGAGCAAGCCGUCCGCCACCAAGCUGCCCGUGAACAAGCUGCCCAGGCCGUCCGUGACCAAGCCGCCCGCGCCCAAGCUGUCCAGGCCGCCCGUGAGCAAGCUGCCCAGGCCGCCCAUGAGCAAGCUGUCCAGGCUGCCCGUGAGCAAGCUGCGCGCAACCAAGCUGCCCGUGAACAAGCUGUCCAAGCUGCCCGCGAACACAACCAAGCUGCCCAGGCUGCCCGUGACCAAGCAGCCCGCGACCAAGCUGUCCGUGACCAAGCAGCCCGCGCCGCCCAGGACCAAGCCGUCCGUGCCGCCCGCGACCAAGCCGUCCGCGACGUCGUCUCAGCUGCCGGGCCAUCGGCCGCCAACGCGGACCAAGUCGCCCGCCGUGUCGCCCCCAACCAAGUCAACAUGGUCAAUCACGAGGAACACAUCCGCCGCCGCCGUGAAGCCCGGCGAGAGCUGAAGCAGCAAAAGAAUGACGAGCGUGCACAGAGGGUUGCGACACGAGACGCAACUGCGCAGGCAAGGAUCCAGGCCAAUGUGGACCAGCGCUUGCGUGAUCGCCGCGCAGCCGCAGCCCGCCUGGCAAUGCCUGGCCGUCAACUGCGUUCGCACGGGGUGCGCGGAGAUAACCCUGCGGAGGCUCAACCUGCCGCUCAGGCUCCCCCACCGCCGCCUCCCGACGUUCCCCCACCACCUCCUCCUGUCGUUGGUCAUGCCGAGGCACCCCUUGUUCCUCUGGUGCGCUUCGGUCCUCGCGUUAAUGUCGACAUCCUACCGCAGAAUUUGCCUCCUAGGCCACAGCCUUUGCCUCCUAGGGCGCAACCUUUACCUCCUAGGCCGCACCAUUUGCCUCCCAGACCCCAACUGCCAAUUCCCUCGUGGCUCAACCGUGGUCACCAUGGUUAA
Molecule: messenger RNA, 3402 nt
Organism: Apiotrichum porosum
Lineage: Eukaryota; Fungi; Basidiomycota; Tremellomycetes; Trichosporonales; Trichosporonaceae
Exons: 9
Coding region: 1-3402 (1133 amino acids)
Molecular function (GO): zinc ion binding
Source: RefSeq, a predicted model, not a curated record